UUCAUUACUAAUGUAUCGUUUCUUUCUGAACUCCGUUUUCCGGUUCCGCAACGAAUGACCACACUAGGGUAUCGAUAUCAACCACAAGUGGGACCGCAAGGUUCGUCGUACUCAGCCAAAAUCGCUGGACGUUUAUCUGCGGCUGUUGGUCAAGCUCUACCGAUUCCUGUACCGUAGGACGCACAAGAAGUUCAACAAGAUCAUUUUGCGUCGUUUGUUCAUGAGCAGAACCAAUCAGCCCCCAAUUUCUCUGUCUCGCGUAGCCAAGUUGCUGAAGUUGCGCGGCAAGGAUGAGAACACGAUUGCCGUCGUCGUUGGAACCGUUACCAACGAUGACCGCAAGUUGUACGUCCCGAAGAUGAACGUGUGCGCCCUGCGCGUCACCGAUUCGGCCCGUGAGCGUAUUCUUAAGUGGGGCGGCAAGAUAUACACCUUCGACCAGCUGGCCCUGAUUGCCCCCACCGGAAAGAACACCGUGUUGAUGCAGGGAGAGCGCACGGCCCGCGAAGCCUUCCGUCACUUCGGACGUGCUCCUGGUGUGCCACACUCGAACACCCGGCCGUACGUCCAGAGCAAGGGACGUAAAUACGAGAAGGCCCGUGGUCGUCGCAGUAGCUGUGGUUUCAAGAACUAAAUUGGACCCAUUUUUUCCCCCAAGCGAAGAGGACGCAGCUAAGGACACAUCCCAUCUAGUUCUUUCUGCAGUGAAAACAAACCUGUACGUUACUUUCUUGGUUUAAUUAAGUGAAAUAUAAGAAAAAAUGAUUCCACGUAAAAACCAAA
Messenger RNA from Uranotaenia lowii, 783 nucleotides. It is a transcript of the gene RpL18, whose product is annotated as 60S ribosomal protein L18. The transcript has 2 exons. Gene Ontology annotation, biological process: translation. The record is from RefSeq and is a predicted model, not a curated record. NCBI's taxonomy places the organism in Eukaryota, Metazoa, Arthropoda, Insecta, Diptera, Culicidae. Bases 221 to 634 code for a protein of 137 amino acids. Gene Ontology annotation, molecular function: RNA binding; structural constituent of ribosome. Gene Ontology annotation, cellular component: ribosome; cytosolic large ribosomal subunit.